Coregonus clupeaformis (lake whitefish) is the source of this 1030-nucleotide messenger RNA. RefSeq names its product heat shock protein beta-7. Bases 193 to 795 code for a protein of 200 amino acids. The record is from RefSeq and is a predicted model, not a curated record. The transcript is spliced from 3 exons. NCBI's taxonomy places the organism in Eukaryota, Metazoa, Chordata, Actinopteri, Salmoniformes, Salmonidae.
GCAGAAAGCUCAGUGUCAGUGUGUGUGUGUGCAGUGGGAAAAGGGAUUAAAAGUGUAUCUGGGCUGAUUCUAAAUGACAACAGAGCCACCAGCUUUGUCUUGGUGUGUUGACAACAAUUUAGUAGUACAAUAAUCUCACUGAGUGAGUUGUAGUUUCAGUGUGUGUGUGUCUUUUAGACACCACUUCUCACCAUGGCUCUGACCAGCUCUUCAUCCAGCCGUUCCUCCUCUUCCUCGUACCGCUCGUCAGCCCGCUACAGCAGUUCCAGCACCUACCGGUCAGAGGGGUCUGGUGGUGGGGCGGUGGACCCCCUGUUUGAGCCCUUCCUGGAGGCAGCAGGGGUGGGACCCCCAAGCCUGUUUGGAGAGGAGGGGAAUGUAGCCCCCCUGUGUCUGGACCCCUUCAACAGACACCGCAAGGACUCCUACGGGUACCCAGUCCCAACAAGUGGCACUGUGCCAGGUCGUCCUGCCAGUAUGGGCGUGGUCAGAUCGUUGGGGGAUAGUUACUACAUGUCAGCUGACGUCAGUCAGUUUCAACCUCACGACAUAGUGUUGAUGGCCUACAACCACAACAUAGUCAUCCACGCUGAAAAGGUGUUGGAGGAUGGGAGUGUCAGUGAUACAUUUACCCAUAAGACCCUGCUACCAGAGGACAUGGACCCCCUGUCGGUCAGUGGCACACUGACCCCUGAGGGCAUGCUGGUGGUCAGUGUCAGGAGAACCCCCACUAUGGGGGUUCUGGAGCUCCCUGCACCCCCCGCAUACCGGUCCGAGGCACGUCUCUCUGACUGACUUCAGAUGGUUUUCUAUUUUCACUCUCCAGUUUUAUACAUAGAAGAGAUGUGAUGUCCUGAAAUGCUAUUGAUAAAAAAUGGAUGAUUUGUUUUCAGUAGAGUUUUUGUUUGUUUGUUUAUGGGUUGAUGUUGUUGUUGUUUAAUUAAUAAAUGGAUGAUCUUUAUAAAGAAAAUGUAUCAACAAAUACAAAAUGUAUCAUUAACAUGGCAUCAUAUUAAAGUAAGUAACAUGG